AUGGCGAUGCUGGGGGCCCUGGUGGCCACCGUGGCCGGGCUGCUGCUGGUCGCGCUGCUGGUGGCCGCGGCCGCAGCCCGGCUGGCACCGUUCCUGUGGCAGGAUUUGAUGUUCUUCGCCACCAUGGUCCGGUCGUCGCUGCGGUGCCACCGUCGCCUGCGCCGCCGUCCCGCCGUCACCUUGCUGGACGUGUUCCGGCAGCACGCCCGGAGCCGGCCUCGCCAGCCCCUGCUGCGCUUCCAGGACGACAUUUACACCUUCGAGGACAUGGACAGGGCCAGCAACCGAGCGGCCUGGGCCCUGUCGCGGCGCCUGGGGCUGCGGAGCGGCAGCACCGUGGCCGUGUUCCUGCCCAACGAGCCGGCCUACGUGUGGACGUGGCUAGCGCUGGCCAAGCUGGGCUGUGCCAUGGCCUGCCUCAACUGCAACGUGCGGGGCCGGGCCCUGCGGCACGCGCUGGAGGCGGCCCACGCCACCCUGGUGCUGGCCAGUCCCGAGCUCCGGGAGGCCGUGGAGGAGGUGCUGCCCGACCUGCAGCGCGACGGCGUCCGCGUCUUCUACCUGAGCCAGGUGUCGCCCACGCCAGGUGUCGAGGCCCUGCUCGGUGCCAUCGAGGCUGCCCCCGACGAGCCCCCGCCCGCCUGGCACCGCGCCGGCGUCACCGCCAACUCCAAGGCCAUGUACAUCUACACCUCGGGCACCACAGGGCUGCCCAAGGCCGCGGUGAUCACGGAGAUGAAGCUGCUGAUGGUGGCCAGCCUGGCCCGCAUCUGUGGCCUGCGGGCUGAUGACGUCGUGUACACAACACUGCCACUCUACCACUCGGCCGGGCUGCUGGUCGGCAUAGGGGGGUGCCUCGAUAUCGGUGCCACCUGUGUCCUGCGCUCCAAGUUUUCGGCCUCCCAGUUCUGGGCCGACUGCCGGCGCUACAACGUCACCGUCAUCCAGUACGUGGGCGAGCUCAUGCGCUACCUGUGCAACACGCCCCAGCGCCCCGAUGACCGCGAGCACGGCGUGCGCAUGGCCCUGGGCAACGGCCUGAGGGCCGAGGUUUGGAAGGAGUUCCUGCGGCGCUUCGGGCCCGUGGCCAUCUGGGAGUUCUACGGAGCCACCGAGGGCAACGCCGGCUUCAUCAACUACACCGGGAAGGUCGGAGCCGUGGGCAGGGCCAACAGGUUCCUGCAGCUCUUCGCUCCCUUCGAGCUGAUCCGCUACGACGUGGAGCAGGACGAGCCCGUGCGCGACGAGCGAGGGCUCUGCGUCCCCGUCCGAGCCGGUGAGACGGGGCUGCUGGUGGUGAAGAUCACCAAGAACACGCCGUUCCACGGCUACGCCGGCGACUCGCAGAAGACGGAGAAGAAAAUCCUGAGGGACGUCCUGGCCAAAGGCGACGCCUUCUUCAACAGCGGCGACCUGCUGCUCAUGGACGGCCAGAGGUUCAUCUACUUCCAGGACCGCGUGGGCGACACUUUCCGCUGGAAAGGGGAGAACGUGGCCACGACGGAGGUGGAGGCCACGCUGGCCUUGGUGAGCUUCAUCCAGGAGGUCAACGUGUACGGCGUGGCCGUGCCGGGGUGCGAGGGCCGCUGUGGCAUGGCCGCCGUGUGCCUCAAGGCCGGCGCCGCCUUCGACGGGGACGAACUGUUCGCCUUCACACGGGACACGCUGCCCGCCUACGCCGCCCCCCGCUUCGUCCGCAUCCAGGUGAGACCNCGGGCACCUUCAAGCAGUGCAAGAACAACCUGGUCAGGGAGGGUUUUGACCCCGGUGCCAUCCGGGACCGUUUGUUCUUCCGCGACGACGCCCGCGGCUCCUACGUGCCCCUGACCCCGGAAACCUUCGCCGCCAUCCGGGACAUGAAGCUCAGCCUCUAGCGGCUCCUCCGGGCCCCUGACGGCCCCGGGAUAAUUAGCAAAGGUUAAUUUGGGGUUAAUCAA
Sturnus vulgaris (Common starling) is the source of this 1937-nucleotide messenger RNA. NCBI's taxonomy places the organism in Eukaryota, Metazoa, Chordata, Aves, Passeriformes, Sturnidae. The record is from RefSeq and is a predicted model, not a curated record.